Molecule: messenger RNA, 5228 nt
Organism: Poecilia reticulata (guppy)
Lineage: Eukaryota; Metazoa; Chordata; Actinopteri; Cyprinodontiformes; Poeciliidae
Gene: sardh
Product: sarcosine dehydrogenase
Cellular component (GO): mitochondrion
Molecular function (GO): protein binding
Source: RefSeq, a predicted model, not a curated record
CCUGAUCUCUCCCUGCGGAACAGUUGAAGUCAGCUCAGCACAGUGGGCUGAUCUCGUCUAAGAGGGUGAAAGGAAGAAGGAGGGAUUGCUGAAGACAGGGACUUACAGCUGCUGUCCCGCUACAGAUCGUGCUAUCUGACAGCGGUGCUCUCCAACCCACGCUGCACCACCUCUGUAUCGCUUCGCUCUUUUUUUCAUUUUAUUUUGGUAACUAUUCGGCCAUUUUUACCCACCAGCCUCCCUCCUUUUUUUUUUUUGCACAUAGCCCCUUCUUUUUACCCCAUUUUCCCCCCUCCUCGCAUCGACUGUUUGUGUUUUCUUUUCCGGGGCUGUCCUUCGGACUCGACUGUAAGUUUUCCACGUGGAAACCCAGAAACCCAGACUGCAACAAAAAAGGUGAUGGCCUUUGUUGGGCGUGCAGUCCGGCGCCUCGUAUCAGCAGCGCGUCCCCCCGUAGCCCCGCUGUGCCGGACAAGCUCCCGGUCUUACAGCACUGAACACACCAGUGAAAAGAGCGUCCCCUAUGAGAAGACACUCAAACAGGAGGAAGGAGCCUCCACUGGACCCACUAAGCCUUUACCAAGGUCAGCUGACGUGGUGGUGAUAGGAGGAGGUAGCAUCGGCUGUCAGACCGUCUAUCAUCUGGCCAAAAUGGGAAUGACCAACGUAGUUCUGCUGGAGCGAGACAGACUGACUGCUGGCACCACCUGGCAUACGGCUGGCCUUCUGUGGCAACUCCGUCCCAGUGACGUGGAGGUGGAGCUCCUGGCCCACACCAGGAACGUGAUCAGCAAAGACCUGGAAGAGGAAACGGGUCUCCACACUGGCUGGAUCCAGAAUGGAGGACUCUUCAUUGCUUCCAACAAGCAAAGACUGGAUGAAUACAAGCGCCUCAUGUCGCUGGGUAAAGUUUAUGGCAUCGAGUCCCACGUUCUGUCACCUGCGGAGACUAAGGACCUUUAUCCCCUCAUGAAUAUUGACGAUCUGUAUGGAACGCUGUAUGUUCCCAAAGAUGGCACCAUGGACCCUGCAGGCACCUGUACCACCCUGAGCAGAGCUGCUACAGCCAGAGGAGCCACGGUGAUUGAGAACUGCCCAGUGACCGGUAUCCAAGUGCGAACGGACGACCUAGGGGUCAAGAAGGUUAAGGCGGUGGAGACGCCUCAUGGAGCCAUUGAAACUCCGUGUGUGGUGAACUGCGCAGGUGUGUGGGCCACCAGACUUGGUGAGAUGGCUGGAGUCAAUGUUCCUCUUAUUGCCAUGCAUCAUGCUUAUGUGGUGACAGAGAGGAUAGAGGGCAUACAGAACAUGCCAAAUGUCAGGGACCAUGACGCAUCGGUGUACCUGCGCCUCCAAGGUGACGCUCUGUCUGUGGGUGGCUAUGAGCAAAAUCCCGUCUUCUGGGAGGAGGUGUCCGAUAAGUUUGCCUUCAGCCUGUUUGACCUGGACUGGGACGUAUUUAUGCAACAUAUCGAGGGAGCUAUAAAUAGAGUUCCUGUUCUGGAGCAGACCGGUAUCAAGUCCACUGUCUGUGGACCAGAAUCUUUCACCGCUGACCAUAAGCCGCUGAUGGGAGAAGCACCAGAAGUUCGAGGUUACUUCCUGGGCUGUGGCUUCAACAGUGCUGGUAUGAUGCUGGGAGGUGGAUGUGGCAGAGAGCUCGCUAAGUGGAUCAUACAUGGCCGGCCAGAAAAGGACAUGUAUGGAUACGACAUCAGACGUUUUCACAGUUCGCUGACAGACAACGCUCGCUGGAUCAGGGAGAGGAGCCAUGAGUCAUAUGCAAAAAACUAUUCUGUAGUGUUUCCCUUUGAUGAGCCACUGGCCAGCCGUAACAUGAGGAAGGACCCUUUCCAUGAGGUGCUGACAGAACAAGGUUGCAUGUUUCAAGAGAGGCAUGGUUGGGAGAGACCCGGCUGGUUCAACAAAGACGGGCCGGCUCCUCCUAAAAAGUACGAUUACUACGGAGCUUACAACAUUAGGAAUAACGAGAACUACAAAUACAAAAAACUCCUGGGCAAAGAGUACACCUUCGACUUCCCUCCGCAUCACGAUGUGAUUAAGAGUGAGUGUCUCUCAUGCCGACACGACGUUGCAGUGUUUAACAUGUCCUACUUUGGGAAGUUCUAUCUCACCGGACCAGAUGCCAAGAAAGCAGCCGAUUGGCUCUUCUCGGCUGAUGUCAACAAGAAGCCAGGUUCCACUGUGUAUACGUGUAUGUUGAAUAAAAGAGGAGGGGCGGAGGCCGACCUGACGGUGAGCAGGCUGGAGCCGAGCGCUGCCAAGCUGCCGCUGGCGCCGCAAUCAGAUGGUGAUGCAUACUACCUUGCCAUUGGAGGCGGAGUCGCCGAACACAACUGGAACCACAUUCGGACGGUUAUUCAGGACCAAGGCUUCCACUGCCAGCUGACGGACCACUCCGAGGACAUGGGGAUGAUCAGCAUCCAGGGGCCUAAGAGUCGAGAAGUAUUGCAAGAAGUUUUGGAUGCAGAUCUCAGCAACGAAGCAUUUCCCUUCUCUACCCAUAAGCUUGUGAACGCAGCAGGAUAUCAGGUGCGAGCAAUGCGUCUGUCAUUUGUCGGAGAGCUCGGCUGGGAGCUCCACAUUCCCAAAGACUCCUGUGUUCCCGUCUACCGGGCUGUCAUGGCCGCCGGUGCAAAGCAUGGCAUCAUCAAUUCAGGCUACAGAGCCAUUGACUCUCUCAGCAUAGAGAAGGGGUACAGACACUGGCACGCUGACCUUCGGCCCGAUGACACACCUUUGGAGGCGGGGCUUGCCUUCACCUGCAAACUGAAGAGCUCCAUCCCGUUCCAGGGCCGGGAAACGCUGGAGAGACAGAAGGAAGAGGGUCUGAGGAGGCGUAUCGUCUGUUUCACCAUCGAUGAAAAAAUACCAAUGUUCGGUCUGGAAGCCAUUUUCCGUAACGGCGUCCCUGUUGGUCACCUCCGGCGAGCCGACUAUGGCUUUUUCAUAGACAAAACUCUUGGUUAUGGAUACAUCCGCAACCCUGAUGGAGGAGUGGUCAGUGCCGAUUUCAUUAAAGCCGGAGAGUUCACGCUCGAAAGGAUGGGAGUGGCGUACAAGGCCAAGGCGCACCUCAAAUCUCUAUUCGACCCUGAAAAUAAACGUGUUAAAGGAAUCUACGAGUGACCGCCAAUGUGAAAACACUCUGGUUAGAGAAUACUAUGCAAUCUGCUGCUUUUCUGCAUUCAGUUGCCACUACAGAUGCAUACCUCUGCCAUUGAUGGUGUUUCAUAAAUGUGAAGCGAUAAAGUGACGUUUAAGAAGAUUGAGUUUAACGAUAUUUGCUCAUUCUUAAAUGAUUUUAAAUGUUCAAAAUCAAAGCAGGUCCACUGUUCCUCGAUGUGUGCUCUUAUAUGAUUAUUAUAAAAUUUCCACCAGCUCAAGACUUUUUAUCAAGACAAAAUCUUUUUAUAACCAGAUAAACUUCACUAUCCUUUCAGCAAGCAAACAUAACUUACCCGAAUAAUUCUUUUCUUUUUUUUUUGACAAACUAGCAGUUCAUUAGAGGAUAUUAGUGCAGAUAUUUGCAUUUAUUACUUUAAAGACUCAGUUUUUAACUUUGAAAGUCUUACUUCCUGUUGCAGCUCACUUUGCACUGAGCUGUUGAACAGAAUUUAUUAUCAUGACUAUAGAUAGAUGUGUCUGUGUUGUAAAGUUUUAUGUGAAGCACUCAGUGUCCUUAAGCAAAGAAGUCCUAAAAGGGCUCGGAAAAGAGAUUGUACAUGUGUGUGUAUGUUUAUUCAAAGUAAAUCAGAUGCUGCAGCUUCCCAGGUAAUUGAGCAUUUAAUGUAAUUUGGCUUAAAAGCAGUUUUUUUUUUCAUAUUUUUUGAUCAACAACUAGAGAUCAAGGCUUCGUCCUAAAGGGUAAAAUAUUCAGUCAACUAGCAAACUGACUGUGUGUGACCUCCUGCUUCUGGCAUCAAAGUUUUAUAACUGUGCCUUGGGCGCUUCAUGCCCACCAAAUGGCUGGAGUAGAGUUAUGUUUUUUAUGAAGUUAACUAUUUAUCAUGAAUAUUUUUUAACAUUAAUGCGACAGGGGUCACAAUAUUCCAUGAAGGCUCUUUUAGCUCCAUUAGGUUUUCAUAAAAGUACUUACCGGCUACGAGCUCUGCUCUUUUUCUACAGGUAAAAACUACAGAGGCAAGUAAAAAAAAAAAAAAAGUAGUGCAGUUUUUAAAAAAAACGUUUUCAAACAUUGUUAAACUUCAGCUCUCCUAAAAUCAAAGUUUUACUGUAUCUUAAGUUGUAACUUUUCUCUGGUAAGUCUGAGAACCGGACUUGGCAUCCUGCAUCUAUAUAGACUGCGCCAAAUUACAAGCAGAUGAGCAAAGUAGAACUUUACUUAAGAAAAUGGCUGCGAUAUGGAAGCUUUCAGUUUUUGAUAUUACUCUGAUCCUUUGAAAUGGACGUGAAAGGGCAGAAGAGAGAAUAUUUCAAGGUUUUAAUCUAUUUCUGUUGAUGUUUCAAUGUUCCAAGACAGAAACAAAAGCAGCCAUAACCCUUCAGGGAUGUGCAUCAGAGAUUUUAAGCUUAAAAGAAUGGAGGCUGCUGCUCUGUGAGUGGUGUCAGCUUAGUUUGUUAAACGAAUUGCUAUAAUUUAGAUGUUAAUUCAAUUUCAAAGAGUAAGAGAAUUGGACACUAACAUUCAUGGCUGCAGAAUAUCGAGUUUUAACCGUGUUUGAAGCACCUCUGGUUGAGGGUUCAGGGUCAUUAAAUUCUAGGGCUAAAGUUUCAGGCUAGCAUAAUAAAAACACAGCUUCAGUGACAGACAGUUUGAUUACCUCAUAAUUAAGAUUAUUUUUGCCAGACAAGAAUCUUCAGCAAGUGGCAAAUAGCCGCAUCGUCGAUAUAAAGUUACUGAGUAUGGAGUAAAAGUUGUAGUAGUGAUGCUCUUCAUGUAAUAAAUUUUUUACUCUGUAACAGCCUUUGAAAUAUAAGGUGCCCUUUAGUCACUGGAUGGGUUUAUAAGUUGUUUAUAAACCCAACUAUAGCAUCAGAGAGAUAUAGUAUAUCUCCAAGCAUCAUCUUGCCACUGCACAUCAAAAUGUUUUCUAAUUAAUCGUUAUUUAAAGUCAGUGCUGACUUUAAAUAACAAAUGAGUCAUGUAAAGAGAAACAGUCGAAGUAAAUUAUUCAUGUCGAUCUAGACUUGUUAACUUAUGUUGAAGAGAAUUUCUUUAUUAAUAAAAUGCAAUUUUACCUAAA